UUUAGCAGCUGAAAUCGCUUAAACACUCUCAGUUGAAUUUCAUAAGUUUUGAAGGUGUUUUUAGAAUGGAACUAGCGAAGAAAUGUCCGUUUUUGGCCCGCGUUCCCGCGUCGUUCGUUCGCAAAGCGAGAGGACCAGUAUUGGUCUCUUACGCCGAGCGAUGCCCAGUUAUGUCCGAAGUCUUACAUAAGGAGAGCGAAACCCCGAUGAAAAACGAAGGUAAGCUCUAUCAUUCUUUUUAUAAAUGCUUUCUUUCCUUCUUGAUCGAAGUGUUCUUUGUUAAGUUGUUAUGAACGUGAUGUAAAGGAUCUAGACAACGAGGAUUAAAAUAUAGGUAAGUAAGUAAGAAGACCAAUAGCUUUGAAAUUGACAUUGUGCCGAUCACCAACCUAAUACCAUCUGAUUCUGUCCCCUUUUUUACACAGGAGCCAGGACCCAUGGAGCAACAACUUCUGCCAAAGGUUUAUAUGUUAAAUAGACUUAGUAUUACCGUUGAUAGUAUUGAAAAUUAAGACCAUGUAAACAUAAAUUUAUAUGGUAGCAAAGCCAAUGCUUACAUAACUUCAACAUAAGAGCUUAACUACAUUUUACGUAUGCAUACACAAAACUCGUUAAAUUAAGUUAAAUCCUUUGCUAUAGUAGAACGAAGUGUUCAAAAAGCGGUUGAACUCGGCGAAAACUGCCUCUGGUAAAGUGACAAAUCAAACAACUGUUCUAAAAAGUACAUGCCUCUCGGCUCGCUUAUGAGAGUCUACGUUAGUCCGCUCGCGAACAUGCCUGUUUCAGAAUUUCAGUCAAACAUUAACAGAGUAUGAUUUAAAAUUUAAAAUUUUAGAUCGCCUCAUUAUUUUACCCUCUCGAACUACAACCACAAACAAUCAACAGAGCUUUUUCUUUUUCAAAUUUCUUUUCGUAAGUGUUUUCUUAUAAAUUUCCGUGAGGCUGUCACUCCAAAGCGGAAUUUCUUACUUACCUCAAUUGACGUAUUUCUUUGUUAUGCAAAAGUUUUAGUCCUUCCUUUGUUUAGUUCAAUUGUCGUCAACGCUAUUGAGAUCCAAUUUAUUCAUGACAGUUUUUUUUCUGUCAAGUCAUUGUUAACAACUUGUUAACCUUUGGCUUAAAUCUCCGUUAAAUAGCUGAUAAUUAUGAUAUUGCCUUUGAGACCCUUAAGCUUUUAAUUAUGUUUUUUUUUUGUUGUUUCACUGAAGUGUUGAAAUUAAUACACUGUUACAAACUGAUAACUGAGAUUCAUUGAGAUCAGUGUCACCAUAGUUAGUUGAGGAUACUGGUUAUGAAUGCUGACAAAGCAAAAACAAUGAUUCUACAUUUAACGAGACCCUGUUGGCCUAAAAUUCUGACAAGCAUCAUGGCCAUGAAACAGCAAUAUAAGGCAAGAUGAAAAGGCGACAGAUGACAUUAUGAUGGGUUAAAUACUGACAGGUUCAUGGCCUACUCCUGAAAAUGUGAAACAGUCAUAUUUGAAAUUUAGACUAGGGACAUACAUUCCCUUUUCCCUGCCCCUGAGAGGGCCUUGUUAAUGUUGGCAUCUCCCUGAUUGUGCUCCAUCUGUUGGUUUUGUUUACAAAUUGUGACGAAAUAAUUAAGUUAAAGGCGUGUUCCUAUUAGUCAGUGAGUUGGAUUGUUGCGCAUGCUCAAUUCUAACGUAAAGGUCAGUUUACAAGCUUUGAUGUGUACAGGCCCUGAUUAGGGAACCAAUGUCUAUGCAAAACAUAUGCUAAACACAAAAACUGGGCCAUUUUUUACCUGGAGUAUUUCUUUUACAGAAAUACUCUGGCUCAAUAAACAAUAUUGUUGACGUAAACCUGUGGUUAUAGUGACUGUUGGGCUGAGAUAGAUCAUUCCAACACGUUUAAUUAUUGUGUUACCCUUACUGUUGAGCUCUUCUAAUAAGGCUUUGCCCAUGUUGUCUAGGUAUUGUGGGUCUAGGAAUGUUUUGAUCAGAUCAUUUCUGAUUCUCUGUGACUCACAAUUUCAUUUGUCACUGAGUCUCAUUAUUGUGUUCUUUCCAUAUUCUUUCAAGUUUCAUAAAUUUUGCCUCCAUUUUUCCCCUCCCCCUCCCCUCCCCCACCUUUAGCCAUUAGCUAUUUCAGAGGGCUAAGUAAAACAUGAUUCGUCUUUUGUCUUAACAGUUGGAAAGUGUCCAUUCACGUUCAAUUCAGCGGCUGAAGAUGCUCAGGUGAAAUUUGAUCAGUUUGCUGGCUGUGCAUGUGAUUACAGGGAAGGUGCACCUAAGAAGGAGUCUUCUGUGCCAGCAGGUUUGUAAAAUAUUAACGUCUUUAUCUUUUUCAAAGCCUGUGCCAAAGACGAAACUAAACCCAUGGUUAGGUCUGUCUGUGAGUUAAUUAAUGCUGAAAUCUUUGUUCUGGGUCCCCACCUGUGUACUAGGGUUUGAGCAUGAGCACGAGGAGAUAGAGGAUAUUACAUGGCUGUGCCGAGAUACGAAAUUUCUCUUCGAGUGUUGAAAAAUAUUUCACGAGUGAGCGCAGCGAACCAGUGAAAUAUUUUUUCAAUACGAGACGAGAAAUUUUGUAUCUCAAAGUGGCCGUGUAAUGUUCUAUUUAUUAUAUAAACACCAAUGAAAUACCAAACCAUUUCAGAUCACUUGAAUAGUUUUUUGGUGUGAAAGGUGCAAUUUAUUACGUAGCCAUAGCAAUGGUGAUAUUUUCACAUGUGAAAAAAGAUAACGUGUUAUUUUCACAUGUGAAGAUAUCACGUUUUUGCGCAAAAUCUCACCUGGUAUUUCAUUGGGGUUUAUAUAAUGAAAUCAUUUAUUGUAUGGUUACUGAUAUGAUUCUAAUUCAGUUUUAAAAGGAUUUAAUUUGAUGUUUUAGCUUAUGGUCACGUUACUAUGUAAGUUACUGGUGAGGACCAGAUGACGAUCGAAUAGUAUCCCAUGAUGCACCUCGAUUCCUGUUAUAUUAUCACUGCGUACGUGACACAUGAUGAUCAGUAAUCUUCAGCACGCGCGAAGUGAACAUCGAUCGCAGUACUCGAUGUGGUUGGUUUCCAAACAUGUUUCGGUUCAGCAGCUUCUGCUUUUGAGAUUAUCGAGUUGGCUUAAAUUCACUGUGCUUUAAAGGAGAAUUUCAGUGUUGCUUUGACUGAGAAGGGUUUUACAUGUAUUUCACUGAUCUGUCGAGAACUACUUGUGCCGCGCUCGGUCGCACUGUAAACACAAAUUAUAAGACUCGCAAUUGGUAAGCUUCGCUAGAUUCACUAGGAGAACCCAGGCCAGAGGAGAACCAAAACUAUGAUUGAUCUAUAAAGUGGUUCCAACAAAACAUCCGCUACGCUGUGAAGCUAAUUACCAAAGGAGAAUUUAUUACAGCAUCGCGCUCAAAGGAGCUGAAGUUUACAAUGGCAGUUACAAACAAAAUUUAACCUAUCGAUGCGACAAACAAUUCUCUGAAGCACAGUCUACCCGGUACUGACUCAAGCAAUCUUCAAGGAAAUUUCCUGGCCAGAAUACUGAUCUGUUCUUUUGAAUAAAUAAAGUUUCUGAUGUUUCUUUUUCAAAUUCUGAGCAGGCUUCAGUUUACGUUGUGCCGGCUUGCAUGCUGCGUGGUACCUUUCUUUGGGUUCUUUUCACACUGAAACACACCGUUAUACACCGCUCCUUCUUCGAAUUAAAAUAAUUAUAGUCAAAUUCCUUUUAAAAAUAACCUCUUUGAAAAUAAAAAGUGAUUGCUUCGGCGUAGAGCGCUCUCAAAAGUGCCCAACAGAUUGUAGCCUUCAUCAGGCUUUACACAUAUUAUGACACAUGGCGUUGAAAUGUGAUAAAAGAUUCGAAAUUUCAGCCAUCUUUGGUCGACAAAAAAGUCUUCAAAAUGUGGGUACUUCUGGGUACUUCUUAGCCUGUACAAUAUUCAGGACUUCAUUUUGCUCGUGUAAGGUCCACAUUUGGGAGAUUUCAACAUAUAUUCCAAAAAAUCUUGAAUAUUCAUGACCUGGUUGUGGGUCACUGAACACUUUGUGAUGGGAAGACUAAUUGAAACCAUGAAAAUAAAUGUUUCUAUGUGGAAACUUCGCUCUUAAGCCAUUGCAAAUCGGAGAAAUCAUGUCAAAUAACGUAAUAAUGUAAUUUUUUUAUUUUUACUGGAAAUCGAGUGAGAAAAAAGCCGACGAGAAAACGACCUUACUUCAAGAUGGAAUCUGCUAUGACUGCGAUAUUGCGUGAUGCUUCUGGAAAAAUGCAUCAUGGGAUACUAUUCGAUCCUCCUCUGGGUGAGGACAUAAUUGGACAAAUUAAUAUUAGUAUUUUUGGUUUGAUUCAUGACUUGAAAUCUUUCCAUGGAGACUAAAUUUUGUUUUGACUGAUUAACUUUGUUAUGAGCAAGAGUUAUUGCAUAAUUCUAGAGAAACCUUAUCUUGAAUAUUCUAGGAAUUGUACUGCAGCUGGAGUUGUUUAAGCCGUCAUUAAGUUAAAAUACAAAAUGGCAAGUAGAAACUAAAACAAUAACCCCCAAACUAGCCUUGAAGUAUGGGGUACAUUGUAACACAUGCUUCAUUUGUGUUUGCAACAGAUGGCAAGUGCCCAUUUUCAAGUGGCAAGUUGGUGGUUGAUGCUUUGCAAAAAAUUCACCCCACCCCUGCUAUGAAAGUAGGAAGUGUGCUUCCUCAGACCACUGGUGUGCGUCAGAUGGUGACUAUGCCUUUAAGUGCCCAAGGUAAGGUAUUAGAAUGGAAGUUUAUGAUUCACGAUCGCUCGAUGCCUAAGUGACCUCUGAGUACCAUAACUAGCCACUAUGAGAUUUAUUUGUAGGUUCCUAAGACUUCUAAACAGAUUCUAAAUUGCUGUUUUGUCUUUAUUGAUGUGCUAAGUUUAUCUUUAAAAGUUUAAUGUUAAAUGUUAAUUUUAGGGGUCCAAGUGGGGGCGUUUAAUAGAUGGGAGGCGUUUAAAAGAGGGAGGUGUUUAUUCUCGUAACUCAUUUUAACGAACUCAACAUAACUGUAUACAGUAUGCUUUCGGCUCAAAACGUUUUUGUGUUAACAGAAUCUCGACUGCGGGAUGACAGCUUAUCUAGAAAUUGAACGUGACAUAAUACACAAACUGAUGUUUAUCAAGCAAUGAAAUUAAUAAGUUGAUUGAUUUUGCUCUAUUUCACCAUUUCCUAGUCUUUGGGGGCAAUUCUCAAGGGGGGCGUUUAUUAGAGAGGAGCGUUUAAUACUAACUUACCAGCAUAAGGAGGGCGUUUAUUAGAUAAGAGGCGUUUAUUUGAGAGUGGGCGUUUAUUAGAUCAUUUACGGUACUCAGUACUGACAUAUCAAUUUUUUUUGUCGUACAGGGUUAGCUCCCAGUCUUGAAGCCUUCAAUUCUCAUUUUGAUUACGAUCAAUUCUUCAUGGGGGAAAUUGAGAAAAAGAAGAAGGAUGACACGUAUCGCAUCUUUAAGAAGGUGAAUCGUCUGGCAGAAACAUUUCCUCAUGCCAAAGAUUUCAGUUACAACACUCAAGGGAAGAACAUCACUGUAUGGUGCAGCAAUGACUAUCUUGGAAUGAGCCGACACCCAGAGGUCUUGAAAACUGCCAGGUAAGAUUGGCAUGUUAUGUACUUAGUCUUAACAGUUGGUGGCAACGAAAAGGGAGCGAGGGAGGGUGCUGCUCUGGAAAUUUUUUUUUUUUGCCCUGUGGGCCACCAUUUUGAAUAAAAAUGAGUGGCCCUUGUCUAUAUCUACUAAUAGUAGUACUUAAGACAGCUCCUUUCAGUGUAGAUGAAAACACUUCAAGCUCUAGUAUCAACUUCUACAUUCUCUUUGUUGGUCUAAUCUUGUUUUGAGGCAUUGAUUCCUUUCUCUUUUAACUCAUGCGGCACUUGUAUUGAUAUUGUUUGAGUAGUUACAAUAUAGCAAUAUUUCGCUCUAUGUCACCUAUUGAUAUUUAUGUCAAAACCAGCGGCUUUUUAGCCCUUGAAGGAAUGGGCGACUUUUGAUGCAGUGGCUGGUACAUUUGAAUAACAAAAACAAUCUUUACAAAAUUGAAGGAUCACUCUGUGAAAUGAAUAAAUAAUUUGCUGCAUCACCAUAUCUGCUCAUAGGGUAGAAUUUCAUAGUUCAGCUAUAACAAUAAUUUACCAACUGCCACUAGUUUAGGAAUGGUAGAAUGUACAGCAGUAGUUGUAUUAUUUUGGUAACAAGUAUUUUCCUGUAUUUUGGUUCCAGUGUAAUUUUAUUUAAAAACAAAAAACACUACUUUGAUCCCACAGAGAAACUAUUGAGAAGCAUGGAGUAGGUGCUGGUGGCACCAGGAACAUCUCUGGAACGAGCAGUUUUCAUGAAUCCCUCGAGGCAAGGCUUGCUGAGAUACACCAGAAGGAAGCGGCUCUGCUGUUUACAUCUUGUUAUGUUGCCAAUGACACUACUCUAUUUACACUGGCAAGGCAGUUACCUGGUAUGCAAAAACGCACCUAGUAGGAAUAAUGCAACUAGAGCUGUAGUCCUUGGAAUUGAGUACACAGUAACAGAAUUUUAGAGUGCCUAAUGAAAAAUUCAAGAAGUCACAAAUUUUAUCUUGCAAAAAAGUGACAUUACCAUAAUAGUAGUACAUAGAAGUUUCAUUGAGUGGUGACCCUAAAGUUUGUUUAGUAUACAGCACCACAGGAAAGUACUGCUCAGUAGCUUUCGCUUGAAUGGUCACACUUCAGGAUUUCAUCCACAGACUCAAAAGUUAGAAUCACGUUCUUCAGCGCCAUUGAUGACACAAUUUUUCAGCUUUACAAACAUCCUUUCGUGCCUGUUUUUUUUCCAAAUUGCACACAAAAUAAUAAUAAUAAUAAUAAUAAUAAUAAUAAUAAUAAUAAUAAUAAUAAUAAUAAUAAUAAUAAAACAUGUUAUUAUCUAUACAAACCACCGCAACCUAUCUUAUUUAUUUUAUUUGUUUGGUUCCUUGUGUUCUUUAUUUAUUCACUUCUUUGUUUAUAUAUUCUCUCAGGCUGUUUGAUAUUCUCCGAUGCUGGUAACCACGCAUCCAUGAUCCAGGGCAUUAGGAACAGUGGCGCUAAGAAGUUCAUCUUCAGGCACAAUGAUGUGGAACACCUUGAACAGCUGCUUCAAGAAGCAGACCCUGACGCACCCAAGAUUGUUGCUUUCGAGACUGUUCAUUCCAUGACAGGUGAUGUGUGUCCGUUGGAAGAGCUCUGUGAUGUAGCGCACAAGUACGGCGCGCUGACAUUUGUUGACGAGGUGAGUUCUUCCAUUUUCAGAAAAAUACGGAUGAACCUGGUUGAAACAAUUGCUUUGUUCAUGCAAAAACUUGCAAGACGAAGAACAGCAAGCGGGUAUUUCUUAGAUUAAUUAAAGAGGAUAUGUAAUGAGGGUAAUGCUGAUUUACGUCAAUUCUGUGCUGACGUCAUUCCUGUGGAGUUAUGAAGAAGACAGGAAACAAAUUUCAUCGGGGAGCACUAACUCCAAUCAUUUCUUUUGGUGAUUUUUGCUGACAUAGCACUUACAUGUAGCACUAAACGUGAACAAGUUAGCCCAACUUUUUGAAGUUUCAAUCUAUGUCCAUCCUUCCCAUCCGUUUUAAAUGACGACAUGAAACAGUUUCCAUGCCUAAAUAUAGCCUUAAAUAUCAAAACUGGACCAUUAUUUUUGGAAUUCAAUUGAUGCGAAGACGAGUUUUACCUGUAAAAAGAUAGGAAAUGGCGUAAAACGAAAGCAUGCCCAAGGUAUUAGGGUGAAACUGUUGAAAAAGUAUCUACGCUUUACUUGAUUGAGACACCAAAACCCAAAGAACCCUGCGCGAGAUACAUACAGUACAUGGGGGUCUAUACUUCAGACUGAUAUUAAACCUACUCUGGUCUCAGUAACUUAAGCUCAAACUUUUCUACCAUGUUUUAUCUGUAGGUCCACGCAGUGGGUUUGUAUGGCCACAGCGGUGCGGGUAUCGGAGAUCGUGACAAUAUCAUGCACAAGAUGGAUAUUAUCAGUGGAACCCUCGGCAAAGCCUAUGGAGCCAUCGGUGGUUACAUCGCCGGAACUGAGGCGCUGGUUGACAACAUCCGUAGCUAUGGUUCCGGGUUCAUCUUUACCACUUCCUUGCCCCCUGUCACCGUGAAUUCCGCCAUAACAUCUGUUGGUAUCCUGGCCAGUGGCGAAGGACGAGAGCUGCGCAGACAACAUCAGAGUGUGGUACAUACACUGCGCAAUAAGCUCGUCAGUGCUGGGUUACCUGUGGUGUAUGCUCCGAGCCACAUUAUACCUGUGCAUGUAAGUGUUGUCUUUCUUUACGUCUGUAGUCAGACAGUUAUAGAAAUAGAAAAGAAGAAAUCCUUCUCGGGAGUUUGAGAUUUCGAGAACGGACAUCAGGAGCCACGGAACGCCAACAUGCACUUUAAAUCUUUGGGUGUUUUUUUUUUAGGUUGGCGAUCCUGCCAAGUGCACGGCCAUCUCCAAUGAGAUGCUUUCCAAAUAUGGCAUGUACGUUCAGUCCAUUAACUACCCCACAGUGGAACGAGGCAAGGAGAGGCUGCGCAUUGCACCAACACCCCAACACAAUGAAGAGAUGAUGGAUAAGUUCACUGAUGCUUUGGUCAAGGUGUGGCGAAACAAUGGCAUGGAGUUCCUUACUCCCGUUUGCACCACCGAGUGCGAUUGCCAGGAUCGCUGCAUCACUUACAAGGAGCUGGAUUGUGACAAGUACGCUUCACAAGUGGGAGCCGCCUAGAGCUGUUGGCACUCCGAAUCUGGCCGCUUAAUGAGUUGUGUAGCACAUAUUCUACAGAAUGGAAUAAGCCUGAAUUGUCAAUUGUAGUAAUUUAAGUUACAAUGUAAUUUCAAUCUGGAAUUGAAACUGGAAUAAUCAGUCACGCUUACGCACCUAUAAAACUGUCUUCUCUUUGUUGUGAUAUUUUUCACGUUUAUCAUGCACUCUAACACGCGAAAUCUUUGAAGAAACAGUUUUUGUCCCCAACGUUUCUGUUAAACCCCUUGUUAUUAAAUUAAUCCAGAAAGACAGUAUUAUGCAUCACAACGAAAAUUGAACAUAGCCUCUCUUUUUGCAGAUGUCUUCUUGAAACUGCCCCGCUCUGAACAUCCCCCACCCCACCCACACCCAGACACAAACACAAAUCCACUACCCCCACCGCUUAAAAAAAAAAGCCUCGUCGAAAAUUAAUGGACACCUAACCAUUUUCUCAUAGACCAUAGUGUACCUUGUUUACCGC
Porites lobata is the source of this 9180-nucleotide messenger RNA. Lineage: Eukaryota; Metazoa; Cnidaria; Anthozoa; Scleractinia; Poritidae. The record is from the annotation of a GenBank genome assembly.